UAUAGAUUCUACAUCGACAAGGCAAGGCAUCAAGUGCAAAGAAUUCGACGACAUGCCGAGCCCGCCUGCGACCCUCUAUCCGACGGCGGUGACGGCCCUCCCAUCCCGACCCUACAUCCUGUCCCUGACCCCUCACCUCACCUCGACCUCUUCCCACCUCUUGCUCUCCCAUCCUUCCCCAGAGAUCACCAUCGUCGACGCUCAGACCUUUCAACUCGUCGACAAGCUCAAGGGAGGUCAUUCCAAGGACAUCAGCUGUGUGAUCACGAGCACGAGCGCGAGCACGGACGAGAUCGUGCAAGGCGGGUUUGCCAACGAGGGAAAUAUCUGGAGUGCGGGGGUAGAUGCUAAUGUCGUCAGGUGGGACGAGAGAUCCAGACGACCAGGUCAGACCAUCAAAGCGAACAUCCGAGGUCGAGGACUUCCCUUGCUCUCCCUAGCAGUCAACGAACCGUCCAACCUCCUUGUGACGGGAACGGAACUCGUCUCCUCCGAAUCUCAUCUGAUAUUCUACGACACCAGAUCUCCCUCCAAUCCGCUGUACACGCAUAGCACGACCCAUAGCGACGACAUCACCUCGCUCACCUUUCUCCCACCUUCUUCCUCGUACGCCCCCGCCUUGCCAGCGACGUCGAGCUCUGAGAACCCUACGCCCGGGUUGCUGUUGUUGAGCGGGAGCACGGACGGAUUGGUCGCGUUGACGAACCCUAAAGAGGCUGACGAGGAGGAAGCGUUUUACGGGGCCGAAGGAUUGGACGGGUCGGUCGCCAAGGCUGGGUGGUACAGGGCCGCUGUGGACGAGCCGGACAAGAAGAAGAAGAGGAAGAAUGGAGGAAAGAGGCAAGGGUUGAAAGUCUGGGGGAGGAGCGAUAUGGAUAGUGUGGGGACUUGGGAGAUGGGCAGAGGGGAGACGGGCGAUAUCGAGCUCCAAAACUCCAACCUCCAUCCGACCCAGACAUUUAAACACCUCACACUCUCACAAACGCCUCAAUCCUCCAGCCGGUCGCACAUCGUCUCCCAAGACCUCGAGACGGCCGAGGAAGAACAAGAACGUAAACGUUCUGGCAAAGUCAGGGUCGAUUAUCUGAUCGACGUCAUGAGCACCCUGGGUGUGAACGCCGGGUCUGGGGAAGCUAUCGCCGCCGUGGGGAGCAACGAAGGAGACAUCGUCCUCAUGCAUCAUCGAGCCGCAAAAGAAGGUCUAGGUGACUAUCAACCGUCGUUGUUCCUCCGUACGCCCCCGGAAGGCAAGGGAGAGGGCCAUCGGGACGUCGUCAGGUGCAUGUGGCACGAUGUCAGGUCUCAAGUGCUCUACACUGGCUCAGAGGACGGUAUCCUCGCCGGCUGGUCGCUCCCGCCUCUGUCCGAGAUCCGGACGGGUGACCGGGGGCAUGAUGAGGAUCCAGGCGAUGGGAGGGAAGAUGCCGAUUCGGACGACGAGAUGGACGUCGACCAAGAUGAAGAGGACGAAGAGGAGAGCGACGAGGAGGUCGUAUUCGGUCGAAGAAGAAGCGGGAAGAGGGAGGCGAGCGAUGUACUAGGCGCGUCUGAUGGGAAAAGAAGGAGGGCCGCGUUCUGAUCUGUUGUCCCAAUGUCAAGGGUUUACCUCAACAUAUGGUAAUGACAAUGCGCUGCAACAAACUUUGUUGACCGGCUUACUGCAGUUUGUGACUACGACUUCAAAGACACCAUAUCGCUUCGGAUCAUCUAGCUGGGCAGACGCACAAAAUUGACUGGGGCGUCUUGUGAUUCUUCCAUUCAGUUUAGCAUGUCCCGUUCGCGCUCGACGAAGAGGACAUGGGUAGACUAUGGACCUGUGGAGGGCAUGACUUUUCGCGGUAUGUCAGACUAUCGUGCCGCCUGUUUUUGCGGACGCGGUACAAGAUCACAUGAUCUGGUAUCGCAAUGAUGGUCGCCCUGCUCCCGUGAUCGCGAGCGAGA
This is a messenger RNA of Filobasidium floriforme, 1941 nucleotides long. Its product is annotated as WD40-repeat-containing domain protein. The coding region runs from base 53 to 1579 and encodes 508 amino acids. The transcript is spliced from 5 exons. The record is from RefSeq and is a predicted model, not a curated record. Gene Ontology annotation, molecular function: protein binding. Lineage: Eukaryota; Fungi; Basidiomycota; Tremellomycetes; Filobasidiales; Filobasidiaceae.